UUCAUAUAGUAUAUCAUCCAAUUCAACCACGGUUAUUCAUUAUUUCAUCGGUUUUCUUGUCACGAUUUAUGUUAUAAGUGAAACAGGGAAGAAUGAAGAACGGGGCGUCUCUUUUUUUGAAGAACAUAAUAUCUCUAGUGACAUCGGUCACAAAAUCUAAAUCGUUGGCUAUUAAAAGUAAAAUAGAGACCCUGAAAGCUAGAGUUAUAAUUUUCUCCUUGUUGAAAAACAAAAAGUUUCAUGGUCUCACACUAAGAAAAAGUUCAAUCUCGCAUAAAAUUCAUGCGUUACUACUUGGGGGUCCAUCACAAGAAGACGACGACGAUGAUCAGAAAGUUGUCCAAAGUUUGGGAGCUUAUGAUGACGAUGAUUAUCCGGAUUUGAGACACUCCCUUUUUGAUGAAGAGGUUGAUGAUGAGUUAGGAACUCCAAAUACUUCUGUGAUUGAUUUGGUGAAGAACUUGAAAGAGAAUGAUGGUGAAGAUUUUCGUCUAGAGGAUGAAAUUGAUCACGUCGCGGAUCUCUUCAUAAUGAAGUUCCAUAAGCGAAUGAGACUUCAGAAACUUGAAUCUUUUAAAAGGUAUCAAGAUAUGCUAGAGCGAAGUUCAUAAUUAAGAUAUAUAUUUCAUCUCGUAACCGGCUACUAUACCAUGACUACGUUCAAUAUUAAUAUUCAGCUCGAUCAAUCAUAUCGAUCGUUGGCUUUAAACCUCCUUUUGUUUUUUUAGUCUCAUAGGUUGCGUGCAAACCUCAAGUUGUUUCGUUUUCGUUUUUUUUUUGUUACUCGGUUGUUUUUCUUUAAGCUAAUUAAUCUGUUAUCAUAUGAUUAUAACUGAAAUUAA
Messenger RNA from Erigeron canadensis, 842 nucleotides. RefSeq lists its product as uncharacterized. NCBI's taxonomy places the organism in Eukaryota, Viridiplantae, Streptophyta, Magnoliopsida, Asterales, Asteraceae. Bases 93 to 611 code for a protein of 172 amino acids. The record is from RefSeq and is a predicted model, not a curated record. The transcript has a single exon.